UUUGACAGAAACCGCUGCCACACUGUACAGAUUCACAGCAGCAGUCGAUCAAUUAAAAAUCAAUUAUCUCCAGUUUUUCUGCGAGUUACUCAGUUAAGUGACGAUGUUGCCCAAAGACUCUGCAAAACAAAAGAUAGUGGAACACCUUACCCGUCAUAUUCCUUCAUUUGAGGACGUUUUCGAUGAGGAAUCGUUCUACAUCUUUGUGUUCUUUGUUGUCGUCGCCACCAUUGUGGGCGCAGUUUUCUUGUCUAAGAGAGUGAACCUCAAAGAUGGAGGACACCUUGACUAAAUCUAGGGACAUCACAUAAUGUAAAUGUUGUAGAAUAAGAAAUUAAUUGUUGUUUUGUAGAUUUGAUACCUUUUGUUCUGUUUUCUUGUUGUAUUAUUUUAUUUUUUGUUUUUAAUUACUGUCUCUUUUACAUGUAUUUAGUUUUAAUUCAAAGGCAUUCAAUUUAUUUACAAUAUACCGUUACUAUAUUCGGUUGUUAAAGCAAAUUUGUGUUCAUUUUAUCACUCAUGUUCUAGUCAAACUAAAUUAAAGCAAAAAUGAAUAGGCUUUUGACUUUGUUUAUAGUUUUCAUGAUUUCACUGAUAGAUCUGACUGUUACAACCGUUUUAUAUUCCCAUGGCAAUCAGUUUAAUAACACUUUUUCCUAUGCAUUUUCCUUGUUUUCAUUUUCUCGCUCAACAUUUGAUGUGUGGUCUCUGGUCAUUAUGAGAACAUCUGUGAUUAUGGGUAUUGUGAUAGGAGCUCUAUGGGGUAAACAAGAUGCCUCAGCAAAAAUUCAGUCCAAGCUGUACUUUGCAAUUGGUCUUUCAAUUGUUUUCUCAAUAUUUACGCUGGUGAAACUUCUGAUAGUUUCGGAAAAUAAAGCAGUCAUGGGUGAUAAGUGGUUCUGGGCUUUGUUUGGGUGGACGUUGUUUGCAGAUACAUGUUUGAUAUUUCAAUGGAGAGCAGUUGGAAACGUCAAGUACGAUGCUACACAUCACACCUUGUUGAUAAACGCAGAUACAGAUGGAUCUGAAGAUAAGCAUCUACAGAAUGAUGACAACAAUGGCAGUGGAAAUGGAAAACAAAAAGCAGUUCCUUCAAAGGUGAAGAAAGGGACAGUGCUGCGAAUCAUAAAAUUCUCCAUGCCAGACUGGCCAUUGAUCACCACCGGCUUUGUAUUCCUGACCAUAUCUGCAACAGGUGAGAUUUUUAUCCCGUUCUACACUGGACGGGUGGUUGAUGGUAUCGUGAUAGACAAAUCUCAGACAGAGUUUACCCAUGCCAUUGUCAUCAUGGCUCUCAUUUCUGCUGGAAGUUCCCUGGCAGCCGGUAUUCGUGGUGGGUGUCUGUUUAUAGCAGUGAGGAAAAUCAACAUCCGUAUCAGGAACUCCCUGUUCACAGCCAUCCUCAGACAGGAGAUUGGCUUCUUUGACAAAGUUCAGACAGGAGACAUAACAUCUCGUCUCACCUCUGACACGACCACAAUGAGUGAUGGCCUCGCAGUCAAUGUGAACAUAAUCCUGCGAAGUGUCAUAAAGGCAGGGGGCGUGUUAUUCUUCAUGAUGAAAUUGUCAUGGCAACUAACUAUUGUCACAUUGAUUGGACUGCCUCUCAUUAUCGGUAUAUCAAAUGUGUAUGGGAAAUAUUAUAAGGUUCUAGCUGAGAAGGUCCAGAACAGCCUAGCAGAGGCCAAUAACGUAGCCGAAGAGGAUUGUUCCACUAUGAGGACGGUCAGAAGCUUUGCUAACGAGACGGGGGAAGUACAGAGGUAUGCGGACAAGCUUGCAGAAACAUUCAAACUCAACAUGAGACAAGGAUUCAUGUAUUCCGGAUAUGUCGUUUGCUCCAUGUGGUUUGAACUAGGUCUUACCGUAGCAGUACUGUACUAUGGUGGUCACCUCGUUAUCAGUGGUCAUUUAACUGGAGGAACCCUUAUUUCCUUCAUACUCUACCAAGUACAGCUUGGGAACUGUCUCAAUGAUAUUGGCAUUGAAUACACUGGUCUGAUGGAAGCAGCUGGUGCCUCAGAGAAGGUGUUUGAGUAUAUAGACCGGGUACCAGCCAUACAUAAUCAAGGAACCAAAGACCAAGAACCAGCUGGUCAUAACCAGGGUGACCAAGUUCAGCAGAGGAACCAGUCAUGUGACCAAAGUAACCAGGCAUGUGAUCAAGUGCAGGGCCAUAUUGAGUUCCAGGACGUCUGUUUCACCUACCCAUCCAGGCCUGAUGUACAGGUUCUCAAGAACCUCAGUUUUUCUGUACGUCCCGGUGAGGUCAUAGCAUUAGUUGGCUGUAGUGGUGGGGGCAAGACGUCAUGCGUAAACCUGCUGGAGCACUUCUACGAGCCUGACCGUGGACAGGUGCUCCUAGACGGGCGGCCAAUACACACUUACGAUCACAGCUUUCUGCAUAGACAGAUAUCCCUGGUGGGCCAGGAACCAGUGUUGUAUGCUCGGACCAUAGAGGAGAAUAUCCGGUAUGGCCUAGCUGAGCAUGAAUGGACAAUGACCAGUGUCCAGGAGGCUGCAGAGAUGGCCAACGCCCACAAGUUUAUCUCAGAAUUGAAGGAUGGAUACAAUACACAGGCUGGAGAAAAGGGAGUGCAAAUGUCAGGGGGCCAAAAACAACGAAUCGCAAUUGCUCGAGCCCUACUGAGGAAGCCACGUGUCCUGUUACUUGACGAGGCUACGAGCGCACUGGAUGCAGAGUCCGAGUUUCUGGUGCAGCAGGCGCUCUACAGGAAUAUGGCAGGACGCACAGUGAUUGUCAUCGCACAUAGGCUUAGCACCGUGGAGAGGGCGGAUAAAAUUAUCGUCAUUGAUAAGGGACAGGUAAUGGAGAAAGGCUCACACCAAGAGCUUCUGCAAUCGAAAGGGAUGUACGCCAAUCUUGUAAAACGACAGUUACUGCUCACUGAUUCUAGCUGGUCAGGUGACCUCACUCAAGAGAGACAACCUAGCAUUCAAGGGAAGGAACUGGAAAUCCAAGAAAGAGAAUUAUCAACAAAGGGAGAUAAUUUGAGAGAUAAUUAUGUGUGUUCAUGUUGUGGAAAAAAUGUGAAGAAGGGAGUUAAACCUGAUUUACAAGAGGAUGGUAAUACAUCUAGAUUACGAUAUCGUGAUAGGUUUCGAACUAGGGACCACAUGAAUUUCCUUGUUGGGUCAGUUUAAGAUAUCUGUUUUGAAGAUAUAAUGAGGUUGUGGAAUGUCACUUGGAUGAGUGUGUGUAUGUGUGGGCAACUUCGUAUGAGCUUCAUCCACCAGCUCUUGUACUUUGUACAAGGUAAGAUUGACAAGUACAAUAGGUCAAGUAAAGUGACUUUUUUGUGUGAAUCAGCGAGCCCUCAAGUACACAUUUUCAGUGCUAGUUUCUUCACUGCAACUUUUACGUGUAUGUGAACCUACACUGACAAUAACACAUACACACCAUGUUUCGCGAACUGUCUUUUGAUGGUAUAGGUAGUUAAAAUUCUUUAAAAAAAAUGGAUUUAUUGAUCUGCUUUAAGAAUUGACUGCAACUUUAUUCAAGUUAUGACACAGUGUUAAUGAACAAAAACAUCUCUUAUACCCAUUUGUCCUGAUACCUAAAUGAAUCAUAACCCUAUCAUGUGUGAUAUAAGUUUGCUUGUAUUUUAAGCUAGUAAGUGAUCACAUUUCUUUUUUUUCUUUCAGUUUACGGGAAAUAAAGGUUAAAAUGAAGCAUCUUGCAAUAUAUAUAUAUACAAGUAUAUACAACAGUAUUUAUCACUAAAAGCUUGAUUAACUUUAUGUUUGAAAUCCAAGUACAGAUGUAUUCUAAGUUUUAUUAAAGAAUUUGCACUUGGUAGUCGGUACAAGUAGUGUAUCCCUUAUUUGUAUUAUAUAUUUAUUUAUUGAAGCAAACUAUUUUGAAGUCCAUUAGUUUUAUUGUGACAUGCUAGUCUUACUGUUCUUUUUUAAGGUUAGUGUUAUUUAAACUGAAUGGUGUUAGAAAUUCAGGUACAUUUUAUUUGCAUAAAAUGACAUUCAUAUUUGUUUUCGUAUAUUUUAUUUGGAAUAAAUCUUGC
Molecule: messenger RNA, 4040 nt
Organism: Mya arenaria
Lineage: Eukaryota; Metazoa; Mollusca; Bivalvia; Myida; Myidae
Product: ABC-type oligopeptide transporter ABCB9-like
Exons: 13
Coding region: 550-3165 (871 amino acids)
Biological process (GO): peptide transport; transmembrane transport
Cellular component (GO): lysosomal membrane
Molecular function (GO): ATP hydrolysis activity; ATP binding; ABC-type oligopeptide transporter activity
Source: RefSeq, a predicted model, not a curated record